Perca flavescens (yellow perch) is the source of this 1407-nucleotide messenger RNA. It is a transcript of the gene hoxb8a, whose product is annotated as homeobox B8a. Gene Ontology annotation, cellular component: nucleus. The transcript is spliced from 2 exons. The coding region runs from base 552 to 1391 and encodes 279 amino acids. Gene Ontology annotation, biological process: regulation of transcription by RNA polymerase II. The record is from RefSeq and is a predicted model, not a curated record. Gene Ontology annotation, molecular function: RNA polymerase II transcription regulatory region sequence-specific DNA binding; DNA-binding transcription factor activity, RNA polymerase II-specific. NCBI's taxonomy places the organism in Eukaryota, Metazoa, Chordata, Actinopteri, Perciformes, Percidae.
AAGAGAGAGAGGGAGAGAGAGAGAGAGAGAAAAUAUGAAACAACUCAUUUGCAGAGGAGUAAAUCACGGAAUACCCGUUUGAGAGCGCGACAGGGCUCCUGCUUACAGCGCUAACACCGGAAUUGUGAUGCGCACGAGCCCUUCCUCCUCCUCUACUUCUCCCUCUUCUUCUCCUUCACCUUCUUUUUCUUCUUCUUCGCUGGAGAGUUUAUGGAAUCGGUGUGAUUGUUGUUAUUGUCGUUGCGGUGGUUGUGGCUGUUUGUGCUCUGGCUGGCUGCCGUUACCGUUACUCACACCGCUCGUCUGUUGUGGCCGUGAAGUGAAACGCCACAACAACGGUCACCGACACCGGCGGCAGACCUGCCUCACUCUCUGUCUCUCCCUCCCCUUCGCCUCUGUGUGUGUGUCGGUGUUUCUCUGCCUCAAACCGCACGACAGAAGCCGAAAAAAAAGAAAAAACAAUUGAAAGCCGCGGCUCGCUUCCUUCAGUCCCGCUCUGACUCUCCUGAGCCGUACACACACUGAAACAACAAUAAACACCAACACAAAAGAUGAGUUCAUAUUUCGUCAACUCGCUCUUCUCCAAAUAUAAAAGCGGGGACUCGUUACGUCCGAACUACUACGAGUGCGGUUUCGCGCAGGACCUGGCCGGCAGCCGGCCCACCGUGGUGUACGGCCCGGGCUCCGGCGCCACCUUCCAGCACGCUCCGCAGAUCCAGGACUUCUACCACCACAGCGCUUCCACGCUGCCCAGCAACCCGUACCAGCAGAGCCCCUGCGCGGUCACAUGCCACGGCGAGCCGGGCAACUUCUACGGAUACGACGCCCUGCAGCGGCAGACGCUUUUCGGGGCCCAGGACGCGGAUCUGGUCCAGUACAGCGACUGCAAACUGGGAAGCGCGCCGGGGCUCGGCAGCGAGGACGCAGAGGGAACCGAGCAGAGCCCCUCACCGACGCAGCUGUUCCCCUGGAUGAGGCCGCAAGCUGCGGGCAGGAGGCGGGGCCGCCAGACCUACAGCCGCUACCAGACCCUGGAGCUGGAGAAGGAGUUCCUGUUCAACCCCUACCUGACCCGGAAGCGCCGCAUCGAGGUGUCGCACGCGCUGGCGCUGACGGAGCGGCAGGUGAAGAUCUGGUUCCAGAACCGGAGGAUGAAGUGGAAGAAGGAGAACAACAAGGACAAGUUCCCGAGCAGCAAGAGCGAACAGGAGGCGGUGGAGAGGGAGAGGAGGGAGAAGGAGCUGCGGGACGGCAGCGGAAGCGGAGAAGGGGAAGGUGGUGAAGGAGGAGCAGGAGGAGGCUCGGCGGUGGCGGUGGCGGUGGCGGGCACGGCGGGGUCACAAGCCUCCGGUAACGAGGAUUGCUGCGAGAAAACCCACAAGCAAAUGUAGGGAGGUGGGCGGUGAA